Molecule: messenger RNA, 344 nt
Organism: Staurois parvus
Lineage: Eukaryota; Metazoa; Chordata; Amphibia; Anura; Ranidae
Source: the annotation of a GenBank genome assembly
CACCCAAUCACCGAGGGAGGUACAAGCUGCCAUAGGCUGCCUAUUGAUCCCGAGGGUGUUGGCAGAUGACAGGGGCAGCAUGUCAUUCCGCCCACACAUCGCGUCCAGGGAAAAGAAGACACCGGACCUGCGGACCUCUCUACCCCUCCUCCAGCAGCGCCUCCUGGACUGGAUCGUCGUGGGACUGGGGCACGGAGCCAGGUUAGACACAGCAGCCCGCUGCCCGCCCCUGUACUAAGUGUCCCUUCCGUCAGAAGGGGGGGGCGGCGGCCCCGCACCACCCCCGAAAAAGUGCCGCCCUAGGCAAAUGCCUUGUUUGCCUCGCGGCAAAUACGCAACUGCGU